Molecule: messenger RNA, 3743 nt
Organism: Phycodurus eques (leafy seadragon)
Lineage: Eukaryota; Metazoa; Chordata; Actinopteri; Syngnathiformes; Syngnathidae
Gene: tm4sf5
Product: transmembrane 4 L six family member 5
Exons: 6
Coding region: 2547-3155 (202 amino acids)
Cellular component (GO): membrane
Source: RefSeq, a predicted model, not a curated record
GAAGGAAGGAAGGCAGGCAGGCAGGCAGGCAGGCAGGCAGACAGGCAGCCGUGUUAGCCAACAGCCGUUAGCCCCCGGAGCGCCGCAACGUCCCAGCCUACCUGAAGUGAGCGUCGCCUCUGCACCGCUUCUUUCCUGAGGAGAAGGGCCGACCCUCGGGACCGUGAGCCAGCUUCGUCUUCACCUGAAGGGAGGAAAGCGCCACUUUAGCAAACGCCGCUCACUAUGUUGGGAUUUGUACGUCACGGACUACGUAGGAGGACCUAGAAAGUUCCUCCACUCCAAAUCCCUUUGUACGAGUCGGGAGUAGGGAAUUGUUUGGAAUCUUUACAUCAACACAAAGAGGCUUAAAGUGGUAUUUCAAGGCACCACCGGAUAUGCAGUGCUCCACCUUUCGAGAUGCAUCGUGUGUGUGUGCGUGUGGGUCGACAACAAACUCGGGAGGGAUUGUGGGAGAAUGCGGGCGGGAAUGGCGGAGAUGGAGCGAGAGCAGCAGUGGUCAGCACGUCACAAAUCGACCCCCUUCGUUUCGUGCGCGAUUCAUCGUCACGUCAAUCGUCAAGUCGUCAUUCCGGAUCGCGACCGUCACGAUUCUUGUCGUUCUCAUCGCCGUGCACGCGCCUCGGUUCUUUUUUGGCCCGCUCACCUUGUAGAAGAUGAGCUUCGAGGUCCCGUAGAAGCCCAUGGCCGGCCGCGGAGGAAGAAGCGGGCGAGCACCGUCUCGGCUCGCUCGCUCGUCACGUCACGUCACGGGGACGCGCAAAGACGCGAACGCGCAAAUGAGUGGCACGGGACUUUUCUUGCAUUCGUCAGUCAAAGAACAAAAGAAAGAAAAGCUUUGGAACUCAAACGAACCCUCCCGGAUGCUCCCGCAAUUUCAUUUCCCUCAUGUGGGUUGAAAUCAGGUGCGCUUCCUAUUGUGCCUUUUCCCCUGCCGGCCAAUGAAAAAAGGGGACCGACUCACAAAUGCAAAAGCAGCAUUCAUUGAGGAUUCUUAUCAAACGAAACGCACAUCCUCCUUCUUGUUCAAAGUUUGCCAUUUUGCGGGGCUUGAUUGAAUUUUUGGAACGCAAUGCUUCAGCUUGGUUGGGCACUUCUCGAUGAAGGAGACGUACAAGGAGAUCAAAUCGUAAACAAUAAUGUGCUUUUGCUUUCUCACAGCUGACUGAGCAGCUUUUAUUUGGAGUUUCUCCUUGCCGAGCGACCCGAAAUCCCACCACCUGGGCUGUUACGUCAUCAUGCACCAAUGGCGGAAGAGUAUUCCUCGUGGGACGAGGGCUCCCUCUAGCGCCCCUUUCAACGAUUUGCCUUCAAGCCAGUACAGUACAUUUACUUUACAGUAAGUACAGUAACAACACAUUUACAUUUCAUCUCCUAAUUACCUAUAUUUAGGGGUGUUCAUGUUCAAACGGGUUAUAAUCUUACAGUGGCUUACAAUUAUAUUAAAAAUACUUCUUAGCAGUGGCGUCGCUAGGCCUAUUUUAGCGGAGCUUCCGCAAGACCCCCCCCCCCCCCCCCCCAAAAAAAAAUAAAAUAAUAUAUAUAUGUAUAUAUAUUUGGUAAUAUGUGGUAAUGGCGAAGGUCCCCUAAACAAAUACUGUUCUGUACAAAAUACACAAGUGGUCUAACAGGACCGUCGGGGUGCCCGGAAUCUUGCGGGAAGCGUUUUGCGGAGGAGGCGGGGCAGGGGCCCAACAAACACGCACGCCAAGCCCGUCGUCGUCUGGAAGCCACAGAAAAGAUGACGAGGAACAUUGGGAGUGCGCUGCCAAAAAUGGAUCAAAGACGUCGUUCAUGGGUUACAUGUCGUAAUUCUAGCCGGGACCGAUUUUGUUCCCGUAUUCACUAUUGCUGCUGAAACCGUGCAAAUUUCCCCAGUGAGGGAUGAAUAAAUAUGAUCUCAUCUCUUCAUGAGGUCGUAUACCGUAUGGAAUCUAAAGUUUGGAACUUGAAGUCCUGGAUCGCUUGAGGUGUAUUUUUCCGAAGGGUGGAAUAGAUCGGGUCUGUUUUUCCUCACUUUUAGAAUAGAAACUCAUUUUGGAAGAGUCAAGUGUGGUAUCCAAUGAAGGCUACCACAUUGAUGAAGAACUGCAAAAAGGAAAGGCCAAGUAGCAACCUUUCCCGUCUCGUCGUCUUCUGACAUUUUGCUCUUGGCAAACACGACGACGGGCUGUUCCAUUUUCGUAAAGGCCGCAUCCUCCUCACGACACGACACCGAGGCGUCUCCGGAUUCCGGCGCUCCCGACGCGUGAGCAAACACGAGCGAGCCUUUGCCCUUCGGCCCCUCGCCCUCAGCGGUCAACCGUCGACAGUCGGCGCAGAAACAAGACGAAGCCGGAGAAUGAAAUCCGUGCGGUCAUCUGGAGCGACGGCUUGGGUUUAUUGGCUACUGGAAGCUAAGCGAUGUUUAUGUGCAGCCUAUCACAAGUGGCCAACGGAAGCGCACGUCCUCCCCCCGCGGCCUUUGUUCCCCUCUCCGCUUCCGCUUCGCGCCGUUUGACUUUCGCCGUGCGACGCGCUCGCUCGGCUCGCCGCUGGAAGUCGGGAUGUGUCGUACGGGGAAGUGCGCCCGCUCGGUGGGCCUGAUCCUGCUGCCGUCGGCCUUCGUCUGCAUGACCGCCAACCUGCUGCUCUUCUUCCCCGACGGCCAAAGUCUGGAAAACGAUCAGAUCUCGCUGCAGGUGUGGCUGAUGGGGGGCCUGAUCGGAGGUGGCCUCUUUAUGCUGUGCCCGAGCUGCUCCGCUAUCAGGGCCGGGGGCAAGGGUUGCUGCGGAAAGGGUUGCUGCGGCAACCGUUGCCGGAUGCUGAACUCGGCGCUCUCGUCGGCUUUCGGUCUGGCGGGCGCCGUCUACUGCGCCGGCGUGGCCUCGGCCGGGCUGGCCGUCGGACCCAAGUGUCGCGUGGCGGGAGACGUCUGGAAGUACCCCUUCGAGGAGCUCGGAACGGGCGGCGGGAGCUACCUGGCGAACCGGACCUCGUGGGAGGCGUGCGAGUACCCCCGCAAUGCGGUGAUGUGGCACGUGGUUCUCUUCUCCGUCCUGCUGUCGGCGGGCGCGCUGCAGAUGGCGCUGUGCGCCGUCCAGGUGCUCAACGGCUGCUUGGGCUGCAUCUGCGGGGACUGUCGAGACGGCGAGGAGGACGAAAGCGGCUUGUGAAACGGGCUGCCGGGAUCCGGCGGAGUUCUCCCGCGCUGACCGGACUGGGUUUUCCUUCACCGCCCAUCUUUUACCGUACACCUAAAGCUACUUCGACUCCCUUUCGAGUACACGCUGAGCUCUUUAUAUCGAACGAAACGCACUCGGGCGUGAUCCUUUAUCAAUUCAAGACUGCGCGCUUGACAAACGUACGAGAGGAGCAGCCAGUGGAAAAGUCAUGCCGCAGCGUUGCUAAUGCAAAGCUGAAAUUCUAAUCAUGAACACGAGUCGUACCUUUUCCGUAGGGAUGCUUUUACAGGAGACCGAAUUGAUACAAAAACACCUAACGGUCUUCAACAAAAGCCAAUUCACGAAAAGACAUUGUGACCAGUUCAGUGAGCUGCAAUUUGGCCGUAAAAGGCGAACGGACGUCUCAGUCCGUCGUCGCUGAGCGAAACGAAAAACUCCACACGCGCGCGCUUGACGAUGCCGGAUGCUGCCUUGUCCUUUUCCUACAUUUGCCAAGCACUGGAAGUCAUGAAAUGGCUUCUCGUUCUGUCAAAACUGCAAAUCACAGCUUGUCGAUUAAAGGUGUGACAAACGGUCAAA